Budorcas taxicolor (takin) is the source of this 3771-nucleotide messenger RNA. RefSeq names its product TLE family member 3, transcriptional corepressor (gene TLE3). Lineage: Eukaryota; Metazoa; Chordata; Mammalia; Artiodactyla; Bovidae. Gene Ontology annotation, cellular component: transcription regulator complex; nucleus. The transcript has 20 exons. The coding region runs from base 902 to 3250 and encodes 782 amino acids. The record is from RefSeq and is a predicted model, not a curated record. Gene Ontology annotation, biological process: regulation of DNA-templated transcription; negative regulation of canonical Wnt signaling pathway. Gene Ontology annotation, molecular function: transcription corepressor activity; protein binding.
AGAGAAGAGCCGGGCCGAGGCGAAGGAAGGAAGCCGCAGAGCUCCUGGGUCUCGAGCUGCGUCUCCCCUCCAGCGCUCUUCUGCCUGCGCGCUCCGAGGCGGCGGUGGCGGCACCGAGCGCUCCUCGCUGGGGACUCGGCGCUCGAACUGGGAGCUGCGAGGACACCCUUGCGGCGGCUUCUAAGUGCCUGCUGGAGUUAGGAUGCCAGGGCGGUUGAUUCCCACCCACUGAACCCGGAGUUUCCUCCUCGGCCCUGGGAAGGGCUUGCAGCGGCGGCGGCGGCAGUAGCAGACGGAACAGCAGGCUUUCCUCUCCGAGGGGGGGCGUCGAAGCGCCAGCGCCGGGCUCCCGCCCUCACCCUCCGCCGCUCCUGCGGCCCCAAGCCGCCACCUCGGUGCCUGCCUCCUUCCUCUUCUCGCCGAGAGCCGCCCCUGGGAUCGGACCCGUGCGCCCCGGAUGCUGGGGCUGCCCUGGCGCGCCCCCCUCCCGGCGCGACGCGCUGAGUGAACCGGAGGGCGCUCGCGCUUGCCCCAAGAGGGGCCCCCAGACCUCGGGACCCCGCGCCGGACCCGCCGGGGAGACGACGAUGUCCGCGCAGCCCCCGGCUCUGACGCGCUCCACGCAGCGGGGGGAAGGCGGCCGGCCGCAGCUCGCGGAGCCCUAGGUGCACAAAGCCCAAGCCCGCCGACGACUUUGCCGCCUGCUUCUCGGCUCUUUGUCUCCGCUUGGUGCGAGCGCCGGACUCUGGGAUUUCGGUGCGAGAUCGGGCUGGGGGGGCCGGGGGCGAGCUCUCGGUUUCCCGGCCGCCCCCCGCUCGGGUUUGGCUCCCCCCUCCCCCGCACCUCCCCGGCCCGGGCUCUCUGCGCUUCCACGCUCUCGGAAUCACGACCCCUCCCUGCCAUGUAUCCGCAAGGCAGACAUCCGGCUCCCCAUCAACCAGGGCAGCCAGGAUUUAAAUUCACGGUGGCUGAGUCUUGUGACAGGAUCAAAGACGAAUUCCAGUUCCUUCAAGCUCAAUAUCACAGCCUCAAAGUGGAAUACGACAAGCUGGCGAACGAGAAGACGGAGAUGCAGCGCCAUUAUGUGAUGUACUACGAGAUGUCCUACGGUUUGAACAUUGAGAUGCAUAAGCAGACAGAGAUUGCGAAGAGGCUGAACACGAUUUUAGCACAGAUCAUGCCUUUCCUGUCACAAGAGCACCAGCAGCAGGUGGCGCAGGCGGUGGAGCGAGCCAAGCAGGUCACCAUGACAGAGCUGAACGCCAUCAUCGGGGUACGUGGACUCCCCAGUCUGCCUCUCACCCAACAGCAGCUCCAGGCGCAGCACCUCUCCCAUGCCACACACGGCCCCCCGGUCCAGCUGCCACCCCACCCGUCAGGCCUCCAGCCUCCAGGGAUCCCCCCAGUAACGGGGAGCAGCUCGGGGCUGCUGGCACUUGGUGCACUGGGCAGCCAGGCCCACCUGUCAGUGAAGGAUGAGAAGAACCACCAUGAGCUGGACCACAGAGAGAGAGAAUCCAGUGCGAAUAACUCAGUGUCGCCCUCGGAAAGCCUGCGAGCUAGUGAGAAGCACCGGGGAUCUGCGGACUACAGCAUGGAAGCCAAGAAGCGGAAAGCAGAGGAGAAGGACAGUUUAAGCCGAUACGAUAGUGACGGGGACAAGAGUGAUGAUCUAGUGGUGGACGUUUCCAAUGAGGACCCUGCGACACCCCGGGUCAGCCCGGCACAUUCCCCUCCUGAAAAUGGCCUGGACAAGGCCCGUGGCCUGAAGAAGGAUGCCCCCACCAGCCCUGCCUCGGUGGCCUCCUCCAGCAGCACGCCCUCCUCCAAGACCAAAGACCUUGGUCAUAAUGACAAAUCCUCCACCCCUGGACUCAAGUCCAACACGCCAACCCCGCGGAAUGAUGCCCCAACUCCUGGCACCAGCACGACCCCGGGGCUCCGGUCGAUGCCAGGCAAACCUCCAGGCAUGGACCCGAUAGGUAUAAUGGCCUCGGCCCUGCGCACGCCCAUCUCCAUCACCAGCUCCUACGCCGCACCCUUUGCCAUGAUGAGCCACCACGAGAUGAAUGGCUCCCUCACCAGCCCCGGUGCCUACGCGGGCCUCCACAACAUCCCGCCGCAGAUGAGCGCGGCUGCAGCCGCCGCCGCCGCCGCCUACGGCCGAUCGCCAAUGGUGAGCUUUGGAGCUGUUGGCUUUGACCCUCACCCCCCAAUGCGGGCCACAGGCCUGCCCUCAAGCCUCGCCUCCAUUCCUGGUGGAAAACCAGCCUACUCUUUCCAUGUGAGCGCUGAUGGGCAGAUGCAGCCUGUGCCCUUUCCCCACGACGCCCUGGCAGGCCCUGGCAUCCCCAGGCACGCCCGGCAGAUCAACACUCUCAGCCACGGGGAGGUGGUGUGUGCAGUGACCAUCAGCAACCCCACGCGCCACGUGUACACAGGAGGCAAGGGCUGCGUGAAGAUCUGGGACAUCAGCCAGCCGGGGAGCAAGAGCCCCAUCUCCCAGCUGGACUGCCUGAACAGGGACAACUACAUCCGCUCCUGCAAGCUGCUCCCCGACGGGCGCACGCUCAUCGUGGGCGGCGAGGCCAGCACGCUCACCAUCUGGGACCUGGCCUCGCCCACGCCCCGCAUCAAGGCUGAGCUGACGUCCUCGGCUCCGGCCUGCUACGCCCUGGCCAUCAGCCCUGACGCCAAAGUCUGCUUCUCCUGCUGCAGCGACGGCAACAUUGCCGUGUGGGACCUGCACAACCAGACGCUGGUCAGGCAGUUCCAGGGCCACACGGACGGGGCCAGCUGCAUAGACAUCUCGCAUGACGGCACCAAGCUGUGGACGGGAGGCCUGGACAACACUGUGCGCUCCUGGGACCUGCGGGAGGGCCGACAGCUGCAGCAGCACGACUUUACCUCCCAGAUCUUCUCGCUGGGUUACUGCCCCACCGGGGAGUGGCUGGCCGUGGGCAUGGAGAGCAGCAACGUGGAGGUGCUGCACCACACCAAGCCCGACAAGUACCAGCUGCACCUGCACGAGAGCUGCGUGCUGUCCCUCAAGUUCGCCUACUGCGGCAAGUGGUUUGUGAGCACUGGGAAAGAUAACCUUCUCAACGCCUGGAGGACUCCGUAUGGAGCCAGCAUAUUCCAGUCUAAGGAAUCCUCGUCAGUCUUGAGCUGUGACAUUUCGGCAGAUGACAAAUAUAUCGUAACAGGCUCUGGUGACAAGAAGGCCACGGUUUAUGAGGUCAUCUACUAAGCAAGGACUGUGACGGGGCUGUCAAGCUCUGGGAGACACAGACUCGGCUGUGCCAGGGAGACCCUGCAGACACGGAGGACGGGCAGCGAGUGGCCCAGCACUGCCCUCCGGCGGGCUGAGAGGGUGCGCCCGUCACGGUCGGGACUCCUGGGCAUGGACUCCUGUGUCUCACGGACUCCGAUGGAUUUCUCCCCUCCUCCUCCCGUAACGAUGCUGGCAGAGGCUGCACGUAGAUUUGGAGGCCCGUGGCUCCGGCUCUCCACAUACACCCUCAUGAAUCUCUUUCCUUCCCCUUUCUUCUGAUGUGUCCCCAUGCCCUGGCUCGGGGACACUGGAGUGUGGACCACACGUUUGUACCAGGGAGCAGGGGAGGGUUUCACGUUCCCGACUGUGCAGCGCACAAGGUUUGUGAAAAGUGUAAAUAACAGACUCCUAUCUUGGACUGGUCAGCGGGGGAGGAGGCCCCUUCCCAGUGGCAAUGCCAGCCAUGUAUUUCGCCUGCUGUAUUCGUAAUCCACUCG